AUGGAUUCCGCAGACCCAAGAGGUUCCAAGAGAAAAGCAGACUAUGCAGACGCCCCUUCUCCUGCUUCUGCUGCUCCUCAGCUUCCCCGGAGAAUAAAGCCUCUAGACCAGGUAGUUGUUAAUAAGAUCGCUGCUGGUGAAAUCAUCGUGGCCCCAGUCCACGCACUGAAAGAGCUUAUCGAGAACUCCGUUGAUGCGGGAUCUACCAGCAUCGACAUACUAGUGAAAGACGGUGGGCUGAAGCUUCUCCAAAUCUCAGACAAUGGUCAUGGAAUUGACGAAAAUGACUUGCCCAUUCUAUGUGAAAGGUUUACAACUUCGAAAUUACAGUCCUUUGAAGAUCUUCAGUCUAUUGGAACCUAUGGUUUCCGGGGUGAGGCUUUAGCGAGCAUAAGUCACAUUGCCCAUCUGACCAUCACGACCAGAACGGCAAACUCACCUAUUGGCUUAAGAGCAACGUAUUCAGAUUCAAAGCUAAUUACUCCAAAACCGGGCCAACCUGCGAAUCCAAAGCCGGUACACCGCAACAAGGGAACACAAAUCACCGUCGAAGAUCUCUUCUAUAAUGUACCUAGUCGGCGUCGAGCAUUCCGCAGCCCCUCAGAGGAAUAUGCCAAGAUUCUUGAUUUAGUUGGUAGAUAUGCCGUGCAUUGCGGAGGCGUUGCUUUUAGUUGUAAGAAGUAUGGUGAUCCAGAUGUGGGUGUAUCUACAACGGCAGGAGCCACGACCACCGAUCGUAUCCGGCGAAUUCACGGCAAUGCUGUCGCGAAUGAACUCUUGCCAUUUGAAGUUUCAGAUGAUUACCUUGGGUUUAAAGCGAAGGGCAUGCUAAGUAAUGCCAAUUAUCAUGUCAAGAAAACGACGCUCCUUCUUUUUAUCAACAAUCGUUCCGUAGAUUCUUCUUCCAUCAGGAAAGGGAUUGAAUCCACAUACGCACCAUUUCUCCCAAAGGGUGGUCAUCCGUUUGCAUAUAUGUCUCUGGAUAUUGAGCCUCACCGGGUGGAUGUCAACGUACACCCUACCAAGCGGGAAGUCAACUUCCUUCACGAGGAAGAAAUCGUGCAAAAAUUAUGCGAAUCGCUACAAGAGAAGCUUGCGGCAGUUGACACUUCCAGGUCUUAUGCACUGACACAGGCACUCCUUCCGUCAGCCAAGGCUGUCCCAGACAACUCCUCAGGACAGAAGGCCGCUGCGAGAACGGCAAGUAGAGCGGAAGAAAGCAAACAACCACUCGUUGCGAAACCUAAAAAAACUUAUGAUUACAAUAUGGUGAGAGCCGACACUCGUGAUCGCAAAAUUACCACCAUGCUCCAACCGAAAUCUCAAAAAGAGGACAGGACCGCGGAGGGUGACGAAUACGAAUAUGAUGACAAUCGCCAAUGGACUUCCGUCAAGUAUCAGACCAUAAAGAAGCUAAGGAAGGCAGUAUGGGAUACAAAGCACAAGGAUCUCUGCGAGUUGUUUCAUAAUCAUACCUUUGUUGGAAUAGUUGAUGAACAAAGGCGUUUAGCAUCAGUGCAGCACGGCCUGAAGCUCUAUCUCAUCGAUUAUGCAGCUGCUGCCUUUGAACUGUUCUAUCAGAUUGGGCUCUCGGACUUUUCAAAUUAUGGUACCAUCCGUCUCAAUCCUCCUUUAGCAUUGAAGGAUAUUCUGGAAAUCGCAAUUGAGGAUGAAAAGAAAACGGAAGGCGUCAACCCGGACUCUAACAAUGAAUUCGAUUGGGAAGGUGCUUAUAAGAUUGUGGAUACCCUCGUCAGCAGAAGGGACUUGUUGAAAGAAUAUUUCUCAAUGGAAAUCACCGAGCAGGGCGAAUUGCGAGCGGAACUGAUAAAUCAAAUACUGCCGAAGGUUGACACGAGCUCCGACUCGCCGGAUAACAACAAUGAGGGAGAAGGCGGCGGAGGCGGUUGGAGGGAUGCUACCGCGCUUGCAAAGAGGAAGGAUGAGCUGAACCGAGCAGUUGAAACAAUACUAUUCCCUACUUUUAAGAGGAGACUAAUCGCGCCACCACCUCUGCUUCAAGGCGUCACCGAGAUUGCCAACCUGAGGGGCCUAUAUAGAAUUUUCGAGCGAUCCUGUUAAACCGGGGGGGGGGGUUAAAUCGUUCGAAUCAAAAAAACUCAGGG
Molecule: messenger RNA, 2126 nt
Organism: Tuber melanosporum (Perigord truffle)
Lineage: Eukaryota; Fungi; Ascomycota; Pezizomycetes; Pezizales; Tuberaceae
Exons: 10
Coding region: 1-2082 (693 amino acids)
Biological process (GO): mismatch repair
Cellular component (GO): MutLalpha complex
Molecular function (GO): mismatched DNA binding; ATP-dependent DNA damage sensor activity; ATP binding
Source: RefSeq, a predicted model, not a curated record